This is a messenger RNA of Sorghum bicolor (sorghum), 915 nucleotides long. RefSeq lists its product as uncharacterized. The record is from RefSeq and is a predicted model, not a curated record. The coding region runs from base 1 to 750 and encodes 249 amino acids. Lineage: Eukaryota; Viridiplantae; Streptophyta; Magnoliopsida; Poales; Poaceae. The transcript is spliced from 4 exons.
AUGAAGGUGCUGCAGCCUGGAGAAGCUGAGUGCCUUCCUCCCGUGCCGCGAUCAAGUUGCAGUUCCCAUCUGUGGUCAAGCUUGAGCACAGGCUUAGAAAAUUCCACACCUCUCCCUCCCCGAGUUCGCGACCUCCUAAUAAGGCCGAGCACCAGCUCAGAUACAGAGUCAGGAGAUCCUGGAUGCCUCUCGUUCCAACACCGCUGCAUUGUCAACCUGGCUAAAACUUACCUCCCUGUUCCGCCUCCGCCGCCGCCUGCUCGGAAAAUCAAUCCUCACAAAAAAUAUCAGUACCUUCUCACUGCACGUCCAGAUAUUGUUCUCGAGAAAUCAAAGAGAUUAGGAAAGGAUGCCUUGGCACAUUACAACAGAAGGAAAAAGAUCAAGUUUGAGAUGUUGGAUGUCAUGCCUGUGGUCCAGAUGCCCGAGUCAGGUCGUUUGUAUACACAUAUUAACUUCACAGCAAGGUCCAGCAAGGAGGGUUCGAAGGAACAGCUUUUCUUUGCUGAGCUUUACAACUGUAGCAAAAGGAGGGAUCCAAGUGGCUUCCUUGUGACUUGUUGUGAACCACUGGGUUCUGAUGCUACUGUUGGACACAAAGGAUUUCAGCUUGAUGGUUCCACGGUGGUGAGGAAGAACACUGACUUCGCACGCUGCUUUGCAUGCGGUCCAAGGAUGCUGCAUCCCAGGGGUGACAAGUACAUUGCUGGGCACUGCAACGUUGCUCACAUUUACACCAAUACAUGCUAAAGAGACGUUGUAUUUGUAUAUGCCCUUGUUUUGUCCUUGUACUGGGUGAUACUGACCACUGUUUGGGUACUGGUGAAGCAACAAUUUUUGUCCCUACCGAAUUUGCAUGCUAUCUGUAUGCAUGCAUUUCCCGUCCUCUUUGUGUAUUUCCCAAUACUAUUUAUU